AUGUCAGCGAAAUGGCGAGAUGAGCCUGUGGGGCCUAUGUGGGCAUGUGAGCCUGCUAUGAGUACCUUACAUGAGUUCCAUGAUGACCUCAUUGCGCUGGACCUGUUGCAUGUCUUGCAUCUAGGAGUGAUGCGAGAUUUAGUUGGAACCGGGUUCAAACUUCUCUGUCGCAACCGUGAGUUUUAUUCUGGCACUUCGAUUGACAAGCGUUUGGCACAGCUCACUGCUGAGCUGAAAUCCUGGUGCAGAUCGAAUGGUGAACAUUUGAGCUUAAGGAGGGUCCACAAGGGUACACUUCGUUGGCGAGGAGAUAUGUGCCCGGAGUUGAAGGCUAAGGGGUCGGACACAUUACUAUGUCUUCGAUUCCUUACUCUAAAGCUCCAAGACCAAGCGCCGACCACGUACCCUGGCAUCGUGGCUUGCGCUUGGGCGGCUACCCAAUUUGUGGGUGUUUUAUCGCAUGGCUCUAUAUUCCUUACCGCACAAGAAAGCGAAACUGCAUAUGCGACUGGUAUGUUGUUCAUUCGUUCGUUUUUAUGCUUGGCAAACGAAAGCCUGAUGAACUCCGAGAUGCUCUUCAAAACCCGCCCCAAAUUGCAUUACCUGCUGCAUGUGGUGGAAGGGUUGCAGUCGAAAACUUGCAUUCGCAACCCGUUCUUUGACUCGACGUUCAUGGACGAAGAUUGGGUAAAGCAGGCGUUGACUGUGAAGAAGAGAAUGUCGUACCGCACAUGCUCUCUCAAUGUCCUGAAGCGGUUUGCUGUCGUGAACAAAUCCACUUUGAAUGCCCUGUAUGAAAAAAGCCGAGUCUCGAGGUCUCCGCUGCAGCCGAGUGCUGCUGUUUGCAGGGGGAACCGGCCAGGGAUAGGUUGCAGGUAA
Molecule: messenger RNA, 879 nt
Organism: Symbiodinium sp. CCMP2592
Lineage: Eukaryota; Dinophyceae; Suessiales; Symbiodiniaceae
Source: the annotation of a GenBank genome assembly